Heteronotia binoei (common prickly gecko) is the source of this 1592-nucleotide messenger RNA. It is a transcript of the gene FAM131B, whose product is annotated as family with sequence similarity 131 member B. The transcript has 7 exons. The coding region runs from base 15 to 1232 and encodes 405 amino acids. NCBI's taxonomy places the organism in Eukaryota, Metazoa, Chordata, Lepidosauria, Squamata, Gekkonidae. The record is from RefSeq and is a predicted model, not a curated record.
GGCCGGCCGGAGGCAUGGGCUGCAUCGGCUCCCGGACUGUAGGAAAUGAAGUAAUCGCUGUGGACUGGAAAGGGCUGCGAGAUGUGGACCAGAUCAAUAUGGACAGCACCAGUUCGCUACACGGCAGCAGCAUUCACCGGCCCUCCACGGAGCAAACACGGACAGAUUUCUCUUGGGACGGCAUUAAUCUCUCUAUGGAAGACACAACCUCCAUCCUUCCCAAGUUGAAGCGAAACUCCAACGCGUACGGGAUUGGAGCCCUUGCUAAGUCCUCUUUCUCUGGCGCCUUAGGGAUAUCUCGCAGCAUGAAGGAUCACGUCACCAAACCCACGGCCAUGGGCUCGGGUCGUGUGGCUCACAUGAUCGAGUGGCAGGGCUGGGGCCAAGGCAACACUCAGCAGCAGCAGCACACCCAUGAAACCAUCCGCAAGGACGCCGAUGCCUACUCUGACCUAAGCGAUGGUGAGAAGGAGGCCCGAUUCCUUGCAGGGGUGAUGCAGCAAUUUGCUAUCUCCGAAGCCACCCUCAUGGCUUGGUCUUCCAUGGAUGGCGAGGACGUCAGUGUCAACUCCACACAGGAGAACCAGGCUGGCAACUACAGUGAGAACUACCAGGAGAUGAUGGAGAACCAAGAUCACCUGGCCCAGGCACAGUACGACAGCUGGCCCCACUCGUAUGUCUCGCAAGGCAUGUAUUGCCUAGGCUCUUCCGAUGCCUGGGAGACGAGCGACCAGUCCCUCAUCGCUUCCCCAGCUGCCAGCUCUUACGUCGGCCAGAACUUCGAAGAAUCCCAGCCCAACCUUCAGGAGAGCGUUCUGAUCCAGAACAACCUUAUCCAGCAGCACCAGUUGCUGCAACAACACCAGCAGCUACAGCAGCUACAACAGCUGCAGCAGCUACAACAGCAGCAGCAGCAACAGGCGCUGCCCCCAAAUACAGGCCUAGUGGAUGUUUGGCCGGCUCAGACAGUUCCUAGCAAUGGCGGCGACAGCGCGGAAUCCAGCACUGUCGUAGGUGUUCACACAGAGGAAGAAGGGAACGCCGUGGUGGAGAAAGGCCCGCUUUUGAACAAGAAGCCCUCGCCGGAGGAGGACGAUGUGGUGUGUCGGGACCUGGAGUCCCUUUCCCCUCGGGAGGAGCCGGAGCCCGCCGCCCUCAGCCGCAAGGUCUCAGACGUUACGUCAUCUGGAGUGCAGUCUUUCGACGAGGAAGAAGGUGAAGCCAACAAUUGAUGCUGCCACGCAGAACCCCUUUGCCAUUAUGCAUGGGAAACACGGGUGGGGGGGAGUGAUAGGGAAGCCCUUCUCCAGCUCCUCAAAUUCCCCAGGCACAUGAGCACAUUUGGGGUGUUUUUUUUUUCCCUUUUACAGAAAGGGUAAUCCAAGGACCGAAAUUUCGGGGCAAUGCGAAGCCCCCCCCCCCAUCUCUUCCUGCACGGGGUGAACUGAAGACUUGGGACCUUGGAUGGGGUGGGCACAGGAAGCUCAGGGAACGGACAUCCUAUGACUUUGGGGGGCAGGGUGCACUGGGAAGCAGGGCUGCCUCACUUGGGAUGCAAACUUAGGCUUAAUAUGGCGACGGAGAGGAUCUUG